Messenger RNA from Varanus komodoensis (Komodo dragon), 1327 nucleotides. RefSeq names its product ubiquitin related modifier 1 (gene URM1). Gene Ontology annotation, biological process: protein urmylation; tRNA thio-modification. Gene Ontology annotation, cellular component: nucleus; cytoplasm. Gene Ontology annotation, molecular function: protein tag activity. NCBI's taxonomy places the organism in Eukaryota, Metazoa, Chordata, Lepidosauria, Squamata, Varanidae. The transcript has 5 exons. The coding region runs from base 39 to 344 and encodes 101 amino acids. The record is from RefSeq and is a predicted model, not a curated record.
GUGCUUCCGGUGCGGGCAGCGCUUUUCCCUGACUCAAAAUGGCGGCGCCCUUGUCGGUUCAGUUGGAGUUCGGAGGGGGAGCAGAGCUCCUGUUCGACGGGAAGAGAAAGCAUCGGGUCACUUUGCCCAGCCAGCACGAACCUUGGGACGUCCGCCACUUGUUGGUGUGGAUUAAAGAGAACCUGUUGAAAGAGAGGCCGGAAUUGUUUGUGCAAGGCGAUUCCGUGCGGCCUGGAAUCCUGGUGCUGAUCAACGACGCCGACUGGGAGCUGCUGGGGGAACUGGAUUAUCAGCUCCAAGACCAAGAUAAUGUGGUCUUCAUCUCAACACUUCACGGGGGUUAGACGACUGGAAAACCUGGAAGGGCAUAAGAAGGAGUGAUGCUGGACCCGCGUGUAAGCUCCCUCUUUCCCUCUGCCAGCAUCCAAGAUGAGUCCAGCCAGACCCAGGUCCUUCCUACCAGACUCCCUCUAAUCAAUCUGCCCUUCGGAUGCGCGGCUCCUCCCAGCCUCUGGCUCCUGCGUCCCGGACAGGAAUUGGAAGGAUUUCUGUGUCUGGCCACUUGUUCUUGCUUCGGGAGAUUUUUGCUGUGGAGCAGGCGACUGAGCCAGGGCUGCACCCACUGCAGCCGGGCGCCGGUGGCUGUCACUCUCUGCGUGGGCUCUCCUUGCUCUCCGGGAGGCACUGCAGGGCAGUGACCAAAGCGGGGUAUUCCUUCCCCUCGGUUCCAGCCCUCGGAUCCAGCCAGGGCCUUUUGCAGUCGCUUGCAGAAAGACUGCAGUCUGCCUUCCCCGCAGUUGCACACCUGCGCUUGAUCUCCCAGGGGUGGAUUUCAGCUGUGUGUCUGAACUGGACCCUGUUGAAAACUGGUCGGUCUAGGGGCAGCGCUUAAACAAGGACUUUGCAUUUGUGACAAGAAGGAACUCUUUCGGAUGCCUUUAAGAUCUCUCUCUCUCUCUCUCUCUCUCUCUCUCCCUCCCUCCCUCCCUCCCUCCCGCAGGCAUACAUGAAUUCUAGAGCUUUCAUUUGUUAGAGGUAUUCCCUGGUCUUCUCCUACUGUUGUGUUCUUAAUUUUUACUCUUAAAAUCCUACACUUUACACGUUGCUUUGCCAAGGGUUUUGCAGAACCAGAGGGAUGGUGGGUGGGAAGACGACGACCUUUGGGUGAAAUGGCCACACUUGCAAAGAACGGGAAACCAGUGAACUGGGAGUCCUUCAGCACGUCGCUCCCUGCUUCGGUCUCGAUUCAGCACGUGUGGAAAGGGAGUCAUAGAGACCCACUGUAUAGGAUGGCUGUGAUCAGAGAAAAUAAAUACCGUAAAACCCG